CGGAAGAAGUUUUCUGACGCCGCCAUUAUCGGAGUCUUUUGUGUUUCGCUCCAAACUUGUAGAAAUGAUUAUAUGUAAAUGUUCUGGUUGAUCUUUGAUAACAUAUAAACAGAUGUAUUAUGGAUCGGAUUAAUGAGUGAUCACAGUCGGUUUAAAGUCGCUCUGUUGGGGUUUAUUCGGGUUUUGUGUCAGUCGGGUGCAGGUGGGUGCGGUUCAGAAAAACAUUCACUCGACAGAAGAGAUUCAGACCUUUAAUUGCGAUUAAAUGUCUUUUAUCAAGUCCAAACUUCAAACUGCAAUUAACAACAAUAUGAGGAACACGUUCAAAACCCUUCUGUUCAUAUCACUCUUGUGCGGUGUCUCGGGUGCAGAUGAAAGAAAGUCAGUGAUGGAGGGAGAUUCUGUCACUCUACAGACUGAUGAUAAUAAAAUACUGACGUAUAAUAAGAUCCUGUGGUGGUUUGAAGGUGUUGCCAUAGCUGAAAUCACUGAUGGAGGUAAGAUCGAGGAUAUUACUGAUGUGAGAUUCAGAGGAAGACUAAAGCUGGAUCAUCAGACUGGAUCUUUGACCAUCACAAACAUCAGAACCAUCCACUCUGGAGAUUAUAAAAUAGAGAUCAACACCGACACUGGGACAACAGAGAAGAAAUUCACUCUUACAGUCUAUGAUUCCCCACCUGAUAUUGAUCCUGUUAGAGGUGAAGUGAAGUCUGUGGAGGUGAUGGAGGGAGAACCUGUCCCUCUAAACACUGAUAUUAUUAAUCCACUUGGAGAUGAACUGAUCGUAUGGAGGUUUGGAAGUAUUCUCAUCGCUAAAGUUUAUAAAGAGAACAAUAAGAUCUCAUUCUCUCCUGAUGAGAGAUUCAAAGGCAGAAUACAUCUGGAUCAGACGGGAUCUCUCAUCAUUAAUAACAGCAGAACCGCACACACUGGAGAAUAUAAACUAAAGAUCAGCAGCAGCAACAGAGACACCAUAUACAAGAGAUUCAUUCUUAUUGUGAACCAUCCGCCGCCGCCGCCGCUGUCUGCAGGUGCUAUAGCAGGAAUAACUGUUGCUGUUCUGCUCGUGGCUGCAGCUGCUGCUGUUGGUGUGAUUUACUAUCGCCGCAAGAUCUCUGAACAAGAAAGAAAAAAGGAUGAACAGAGGACAGUGUUCAUAUUGGAGGGAGAAUCUGUCCCUCUAAUCACUGAUGAUGAUCGUAUAAAGAAAGAUGAUGUGAACCUGUAUUAUGGAGCGACUCUCAAAGCUGAAAUCAGAAGAGGGAAGAUCACACAUGUUACAGAUGAUAUCAGAGAGAGACUGAAGCUGAAUCAUCAGACUGGAUCUCUCAUCAUCACAGACAGCAGACGCACAGAUGCUGGAAUUUAUCAACUGAAGACCAUCAACAGCACUAAAGAGAUCACAUAUAAGACAAUAAAUGUUACUGUCAAAAAUGAAGGGAUCUCAGAGAUGGUAACGGAGGGAAAUCCUGUCAAUUUAUUCAGUGGUGUUACUGAACUACAGGAAGAUGCUGAAGUAGAGUGGAAAUUUAAAAACACUGUCAUGGCUGACAAAAAACAAAAGGACAAAAAGAUCUCAUUACGUCAGAAUGCUCAUGAUGGGAAAUUCAAACAGAAUCUGCUGGUGGACCAACAGACUGGAUCUCUCUCCAUCACAGACUUCACAAAAGAUCAAUCUGGAGAUUAUGAACUGAAGAUCAUCAGCAGUAGAGUAACUGUACACAAGAUAUUCAAUGUUACUGUCUCUGGUGAUGAAGUGAUCUUAAAGAGAGUAAAGGAGGGAGAAUCUGUCGAUCUAUUCAGUGAAAUACAGAAAGAUGCUCAAGUAGUGUGGAAAUUUGCAGACACUGUCAUAGCUGAGAAAAAACAAAAGGACAAAACGAUCUCAUUACGUCAGGAUGCUCAUGAGGAUUUCGGAGGAAAAUUGAAUGUGAAUCAACAGACUGGAUCUCUCACCAUCACAGACAUCACAAUGGAUCAAGGUGGAGUUUAUGAACUGAAGAUCAUCAGCAGCAGAGCAAAUGUACACCAGAAAUUCAAUGUUUGUUUCUAUGAUGAAUAUAUCUUAAACCCGUUAACGGAGGGAGAUUCUGACACUUCCGGAUCAGUAACGCCUCAUGGCAAAGCACGUGAAUAUAUCUUAAACCCGGUAAAGGAGGGAGAUUCUGUCAUUGAUGAAUAUAUCUUAAACCCGUUAACGGAGGAAGAUUCUGAUGAAUAUAUCUUAAACCCGUUAACGGAGGGAGAUUCUGACACUUCCGGAUCAGUAACGCCUCAUGGCAAAGCACGUGAAUAUAUCAUAAACCCGGUAAAGGAGGGAGAUUCUGACAUUGACACUUCCGGAUCAGUAACGCCUCAUGGCAAAGCACGUGAAUAUAUCAUAAACCCGGUAAAGGAGGGAGAUUCUGACAUUGAACAACCUGCUGAUGGAGUGAAUAAGUUGGAUGUUUUUAAUAUCGAGGCUGAUGAUGGAGCGAAUGAGUCUGAUAGUUUGAUGAAUAAUGCCGCUGCUGAUGAAGUGAAUAAGAAACAGGUCACAAGUCCUGUUUAAGUUAAAGAGACUCUCAGCAUCACUGCUGUAAAUCACUGUUACAUCAUCAACAUUCAAAUCACAUCUACAAAAACAUAUUUCACAUUUUAAUGAAUCUCGAUAAACUCGUCCUGUAAAAUGAGAGAUCAACAUACGCUGUUAAACUCUGAAACUAAAGUGUAAAAAGUGUCUUUAUUUUCAAUUUGUUUUUGCCAUUCACACGUAUUAAUAAUCAAAUCCUGCUCUAUGAUAUACAUUUUUUAUCAUUUUAAUUGUAUACAGGUACAAUAACGUUUGACUCUCUUCUAUAUCAUGAGUGUAGACUGCACGCUUUAAAUAUCUAAUAUUAUAUAAUCCACAUAUACAACAUCAGUUUUCCUCAAAGUAUUGUGUUUUUAUUAAUCUGACACCACUAACAGGUUCAUGUUUAGUUUUAGGUCAUUUUAACACUCAUGUCCAGUGACUUACACAUUGAGUUAUUAUGCUUUUAUUAAAGACAUUAUCAAACCGCAAGUUUAUAUUCUUUUAGUAUUUUUAUUUGACUUUGCGAUGUGCUUUAAUAGUUUUCUGCUAUAUUGAAUAAGUGCACUUGUUAAUUUUAUCUGGUAAUAUUGAGUGUUUUUGUGAAGUCUGAGAUUGUGAAUUUAAUGUUUUAAAUACGGUCUGAAUAUUUCUGCCACUAAUCACAGGGUUGGUGGUUCGAUUCCCGGCCCACAUGCCGAAGUGUCCUUGGGCAAGACACUGAACCCCAAGUUGCUCCCAAUGGCAGGCUAGCACCUUGCAUGCAGCUCUGCCACCAUUGGUGUGUGAAUGGGUGAAUGAGACACAGUGUCAAGUGUUUUGAAUGCCGCUAAGGUUAAAAAGGCACUAUAUAAGUGCAAACCAUUUAUUAACUGCUGUUCUGAUGUGAAAUACAUACAAGCUUUUAACUUCAGCUUCAGAUAAUCCUGCCAAAUAUGCAUGUAUGUUAAUCUGUAUUAUGACCAAAAAAUAAAUAAAAUAUA
This is a messenger RNA of Xyrauchen texanus (razorback sucker), 3534 nucleotides long. RefSeq lists its product as uncharacterized. The transcript has 17 exons. Lineage: Eukaryota; Metazoa; Chordata; Actinopteri; Cypriniformes; Catostomidae. The record is from RefSeq and is a predicted model, not a curated record. Bases 266 to 2551 code for a protein of 761 amino acids.